AUGCCGAGAGACUACAACCUUUCCCGCAGCCAGAUUGAACAAUAUCUGCGCGACGGCUAUCUACAUAUACCAUUCGAAGAGCAUCAAAUCGCCCAACCGAAUGAGCUUCAAGCCUGGACCAACGAGGUCAAGAGCUGGCCCUAUGAAUCAGGGAAAUGGCUCUGCUACGAAGAGCCUAGCCUUGACGGCAAACAGCAGUUGUUCCGAACGGAAGCCUUUGUUGAAUAUCAUCCCGAGUUUGAUCAACUCCUGCGCGGUGGAGUAAUUGGCAACAUCCUGAAGCAAUUAUCUGGCGAUGAAAUGCUUCUGUUCAAAGAAAAAAUCAAUUACAAACUCCCCAACAGCAAUGGCUUCAAAGCCCAUCUUGACGCGCCUGCCUACGACCACAUCGGCCGUGUCAACCACCUGACCGUCAACAUCGCGGUUGACGAAGCUACCGUCGCAAACGGCUGCUUAGAAGUCGUCCCUGGCAGCCAUAAUGUGAAUGUUAAGCUGGCUCCCGGAGAAGGAGGCCGCGUUGCGGAAGACUGGGAGGCCAGCGCACACUGGGUCUCUCUCCCGCUUAAGCCAGGCGACAUCGUGCUGUUUGGAAGUCACCUGGCCCACCGAAGUGCUCCGAAUAAGACGGAUCACAGCCGCGCGAGCGUCUAUGCAACCUACUCGCGCAAGCAAGAUGGGACGGAUUUGAGGGAAAGGUAUUACGCGGAUAGGAGGGCGACAUUUCCUCCGCACUAUGACAGAAAACCAGGGGAAGACUAUGGCGCUGGAAUGUUGAGGUACGGAUUUCAUUAUUUUGAGAAAUCGGCGACGAGAACGGCAAUGUUUCCCGCGAAGGAGGCGACUACUUCAACGUAG
Cladophialophora bantiana CBS 173.52 is the source of this 855-nucleotide messenger RNA. RefSeq lists its product as uncharacterized. The record is from RefSeq and is a predicted model, not a curated record. NCBI's taxonomy places the organism in Eukaryota, Fungi, Ascomycota, Eurotiomycetes, Chaetothyriales, Herpotrichiellaceae. The coding region runs from base 1 to 855 and encodes 284 amino acids. The transcript has 3 exons.